UUACUAUUUAUAGGAACAUUCUAGCACGCAGAACGGUUACGGUGCGGUAGCCAUUUUAUUUGGUGUAAAUUGAUAUAUUGUGUAUUGUUUAUAUUUCUACGAUUUAAGAAUGUCAUUUUUAAACCAUACACAACCGUCUGGAAACCCAGUACCGCAAACGGAGGCACUUGUUGGACAAGCAAAGAAUAAAGCAGGAGGUUUUUCGUAUGAAGUUGACGAUUUUACUCGCCUAUUGAGAUUUCUGAUAUUAGGGGCAGAAGGAGGAACCUAUUACAGUUCCGAGAAAGAACUCAAACGAGAAAAUGUUCAAAGUAUAGACAGGCUGAUAAUGACUGAUCAGGGUGAAAAGGUUGUAGAGUGGAUUCGUGACGUCAGCGUCAAUGGCAGGGCUUGCAAACAGAAUACCACUAUCUACGCCUUAUCAGUAUGCGCAAGAUCAAACGAUUUGAAGACCAAAAAUGCUGCAUAUCGUGCACUAAGUGACAUUUGUCGCAUUCCUACACAUCUUUUUGAGUUCGUGAAAUAUUGCGAGAAUGAAAGUGCAGGAAGCGGAUGGGGAAGAGCCCAUAGGGUAGCCAUAGGGAAAUGGUACAAUAGUUACAAAGAUAAGCCAAAGAAACUUGCAUACCACGUUACAAAGUACCAAAGUCGACAUUCUUGGAAUCAUAAAGAUGUUCUUCGAUUGGCGCACAUCAAACCUGAAACAAACGCCAUUGGCAAAGUCAUUAAGUAUAUUAUCAAAGGUCUAAAUGAGGCAAAAACGGACCCAGUGCCGAUGGCCGACAAUGGAAACGUUCAAGAAGUUUUAGAUUUCUUGGAAGGAGUGGAAAAAGCAAAGAAAUGUCCCCGACAGGAAAUUGAAAGCAUGAAAGAGCUGAUUGCGCUUCAUGAGCUUGCAAGAGAACAUGUACCAACUACCAUGCUUGACUCUGUCGAAAUUUGGAGCGUUUUGUUCCGACAGAUGCCGAUGACUGCAAUGAUCAGAAAUCUAGGGAAAAUGUCCAGCCUUCAGAUGUUUCAAUCGGAUAAUGAAGAGGGAAAGUUUAGAGAAGAUUUGGUGAUUGAAAAACUAGGUAGUGAAACUAUAUUGAAGAACGCGAAAAUACAUCCGUUUACAAUAAUGACAGCGUGGUAUCAGUAUCAAGCUGGGAGGGGAGAUAAGGGAAAGUUGUCAUGGCCAGUAAACGAUAGAAUUGUGAACGCUUUAGAGGGGGCUUUCUAUAAAGCUUUCGAGUUUGUUGAACCAACAAACAAAAGGUAUCUAUUGGCUGUUGAUGUUAGUGGAUCUAUGACGGCACCUGUUCAUGGUUCCAGUCACAUUACCUGUCGUGAUGCCUCUGCUGCAAUGAUGUUACUGACCGCAAAAACGGAAAAGGCCUGCGAUGUCCUUGCUUUUUCUGAAAAUUUUACUAAACUAGACGUUUCAGCAACAGACACUAUGAAGUCUGUCAUUUAUAAAUGUUCGUCUUUACCAUUCCAACGUACAGACUGUUCGCUUCCAAUGCAGUAUGCUUAUAAGAACAAAAAACAGUAUGAUGUUUUCGUCGUGUACACAGAUUCCGAAACUUUCUUUGGAAAUAUGCAUCCAUCGAAAGCUCUAGAAGAAUACAGGAAAUAUUCGGGAAUCCUAGACUCUCGUUUGAUUGUCUGUGGAAUGGCUACUAAUGGGUUUAGUAUUGCUGAUCCGAGCGACAAGUUUAUGAUGGAUGUUGUUGGAUUCGACACAAAUGCACCGAAAGCCAUGGCCUCUUUCGUCAAAGGGGAGUUAUAGAAUACUUCGAUCCAUGAAAAACAUGUUAAAAAAGAUUUUUCAUCGAGAAUUUCGGACGUUUUGUUAUACAAUCAUUAUCAUACUGUUUUACAAUACUACUCAUAUUCUGACGUUUAAGUAAACUUUAAGUUUUAAAUUGUCGAAGAAAUUAUUUGUACAUAUAACAUUCAUAUUUUACUUACAAAGAUAAGUUUCUCGAAAGGCCAUAUAUUAAUAUAGAAAUUCCGGUUACUUUUAUACAUACGUAUAUCUUUGUGUUACUUUGAACUGUUUUUUGUUAUUUUUUUUAAGAAGAGGAUGUUUUAUUUAAAAUUCGUUUGUUUGUAUCGUUUAUUAAGGAUGUACACCUCUGAGGAGCCAAAAAUUUCUAGAAUUAAACUAUUUUUCUUAACCUGAUUUUUGGGUUUAUAAGACUGUAACAAAAUAAUUGGUGAAGAGAAAAUCAUAUGGUGGUGCACUUCUUUUUUUGCUACGGUCUUUUGAAAAUGCCCAAUUUUGAUGAUUUUCACAUUUUUUAUCGAUUUUUACCUAUUUUUGGGCUAUUAUCGUGAAAAAUAUCACAGUUCCACAAUUAAACUUUUUUUCAUACUUUCUAUAAAGAUGAAGUGGACCAAUCUGAAUAAUUUUUACUUACAAAAACUAUAGGUAGGUGUUAAUAUAAGAAAGUUUUAUCAUAUUUUGACGUUUUUUUUAGUAAAAUUUACCAUGCUGUCAAUUUUGUAUUUUUGUGAUUUUUCUCAGUUUUAAGAACAAAAUGCAUAUUAUUUCAACUUUUUUUGUCAUAAAUGAUUGAAAUAAUACAUAUCUAAGAAAUUAGAAAGACCAAAAUGAUAUGGGAUGAACAUGAUUCUUGUAAAAUCAUUUUUUGUAUCCCUCACCUAGUUUCUCAAAAUUGUGGCUAAAAAUAUUGACUUGAUUGGUCGUAAAAUUUGAAAACUGGAUUACUCAAAAACCAUUCAUGGUACAUGCACAAUUUUUUCACAGAUUCAUGUUUGAUUAUAAUAUUUUUAAAAUUCAUUGAUAUUGUCCACUUCUAUCACAUGUUUUGGAAAUAAUUCAAGAACGAGAUUUCAACGGGACUGAACGAGACUGAAAAGUCAGAAGAAUACAUCCUUAAGGAAAGUGCGAUAUAUUCAAGAAAUAAUAAGCAUGUUAAGAGGAGCUGUUAGUUUUUGCGAUUGAAUAGUUUUACAUUAUAAAUGUCAUUUUGGUGCCUUUUUAAAGCUUACUAUGCUGUAUGGGUUUCGCUCAUUUUUGAAGAAAACUCUUCAAGCACAAUGACCUAUAUCGGUCAUUUAGUCUGGUGUAGAGUUGUCUUAUUGAUAUGACAAUCAUAUAACAUCUUCUUUAUUUUUAUAUUUACACACUGGUUACAGAAAUGAAAACAACAUAUGUCAAGAUUAAAUUAGCAUGUAGUAAAGUGAUUUUCAAAUUUCAACCGAUCAAAUACAAAAUAGAAUUCCAUUAAAUAUCAGUUCAAAUUAGUUUUUAAAAGAACAGAAGAAGUACAAAUUGUUGGUCUUAAUUUUGAAUUAUAGUAUUUUUUAAUGAAGUAUGUAUUUAUGGUUUUCAUCACGCCUCUUAGGAAUUAAGAAAAGAAUGUUUGUCAUUCUAUUUGAAUGAAUUCAUAGAAUUUGUAACUGCAUUAUAUUAUAACAUUCUAAUUAAAGACACCUUAUUAAA
Molecule: messenger RNA, 3454 nt
Organism: Mytilus trossulus (common blue mussel)
Lineage: Eukaryota; Metazoa; Mollusca; Bivalvia; Mytilida; Mytilidae
Product: RNA-binding protein RO60-like
Exons: 2
Coding region: 110-1771 (553 amino acids)
Cellular component (GO): ribonucleoprotein complex
Molecular function (GO): RNA binding
Source: RefSeq, a predicted model, not a curated record